Messenger RNA from Struthio camelus australis, 2368 nucleotides. Lineage: Eukaryota; Metazoa; Chordata; Aves; Struthioniformes; Struthionidae. The record is from RefSeq and is a predicted model, not a curated record.
CCCGGCUCCCCCUGUGUAAAGUCGCCCUCAAUCUUGGCACCGAGGCGUGCGGCCACCCUGGGGAGCGGGGGGGCUCCGCCGCCGGGGUGCCUCUAGGGGGAUUGUGCUGGUUGCGACAAGUAUUUUCGUCCUGGUUUAGCCUUCGGGGGCAUCAGUAACUCCAAAUGGCUGGAUCAGGUAGAGGAAGAGGGCGUGCUGCGUUUACCUUCAACAUUGAGGCUAUUGGCUUUGCUAAAGGUGCAGCUCUACCUGAAGUAGUAUGUAAGCCUCCACCGCUGUUUCCUAGUACAGACAAUAAGCCAGUGCCUCUGAAAACAGGAGAAGAUGAAGACUACAUGUUGGCCUUAAAACAAGAUCUUAGAGGAACUAUGAAAAAAAUGCCUUAUUUUUUGGCAGUAGAAGAAGAUCACGAAGCAAUUGAAAGAUACAGUAAAAAGUACCUGGAGAUUGAAAAGGAGCAUGCAGCAUGGACUCCAGAUUGGCGGAGACUCCCAAGAGAAAUGAAGCCAAGCAAAAAGACCAAGAAAGCAGGUGCAAAACCAAAAAAAGCAAAAAGCUCUGAGCCUAAAAGUAAUCUGGAUGUGUUGAAAAAAAUUGAGGAGUUGGAAAAGAAGGAUGAGGAAGAAGAAAAAUCUGAAGAUGAGAAAGACAAAACAAAAGAUAAAGAAGGUGAAGAUGAUGAAGAAGCAGAAGAACCAGAAGAAUAUGAUGAAGAGGAGCAUGAAGAGGAAAAUGACUACAUUUCUUCAUACUUUGAGGAUGGAGAUGAUUUUGGUGCUGGCAGUGAUGACAAUAUGGAUGAAGCAACAUAUUAGCUAUUGUUGCUAGAUGGUAUACUAUCCAAGCCUUAUGCUACUUUAAAUAAAAGUCUGGAGGUAAGCUGAGUGUCACUGAUGGAGCUAAUGCUUUAGCUCCAUAGGCUUUAAUUAUACUUUUAAACAGUGUAUUGGAACUUUAAUUUUACUGUUGCUGUAAAAUAGGACAAUAGAUUCCAUAUUUUGUUGUUUUGCCAAAUAUUUCAGACAUGAGCCAUUUUAAGGUUCUCUGGAAUGUCUUAACAAUGGAAUAAGCUAUAUGCCAUUUUAUUGCCUCUGCACAGGAAAAGAAUGUAUGCAUUUUAAUUGAAUUGUGCCUAAGCAUUUGCACUAGUCAGUUCUAUGCUUCAGCAGUCAAAUCUUGAGAAGAAUAGUGAAAUUCUUGAUGACUGGAACAAAAAGAUAUGGCCUUUGUGGACAUAAACUGCUCAUAUUUAGGAGCUGACUUCUCUGAAGUAACUUAUAUAACUUCUGAAUUCAGGUCACUGAAAAUAGCUAACCACUAAGCACUUUAAUAAACUGACUUGAAAAAGUACCUUAAUAAUAUGGACUAACAAGGAAAUGAGAGUAUUUAAGAGCUAUUAUUUUAGUCAACAGAACUGUUAUUUUUAGCUUUUUGGUCAAAAGGGAAGAAUAAUUGUUUAAGAGUAGUGUAAGCUGCAUGAAUGCAUUCUAUAAGUAAUAAUUAAGGGUAUUCAUUAAGAAUACAUGGCUGAAUAGAAGAGUAAAAGAAUCCUAGUUUUGACUAGUGGUUUAUAGAUUAAAGUGACAAGAACUGUAGUCCUUCACCUCAAUUUCUCCACCUGUUAAGGAGAAUAUUCAAUUCCUACCUCAUAGAGCUGUUAAGUGAAAUGGUAGAUGCUAGCUAUCUGAGUGUCAAUGCAUUUAUUCUUCCCUAUAAAACAAUAGGGAAGACAGGCAAAUCAGUAAGCAAAGGACAAAAGUGUAGGAAAAGAAUGUGGUUAAGUAUUUUGAUGCAUGAAGUCUUAAUUAGGAAAACAAGGCAAGAGUGCUGUGAAUAGCAAAACUAGAAUUAUGGAAAUUUUAUUUCAGCAGCAAGAAAUACAGAAAGUUUCUUCCUGAGAGUAGAGACUUGAGUGACAAUGACAGCAUUCUCUAUAUCCCAUUUACCCUCAGUGGGACAAAUUGCUUUAUUAUUGAUCAGUUUUGUUGUCUUUUUUUAAAAUACUGGUAACUGCUAGUUACUAGGAACAGAAUGUUCUCUGAGAGAAGAGUUUUAAAACAAAACCAAUUAUUUAAUCCCCAAAGGGAAAUGCAGAAGUUUUAGCUUGAAAUUUGCUGUUCUGUCAAACAAUAUUUUACCUCAGUGCCAACAGUCAAUAGUUAGUACUGCAUUAUUCUAUCGACGUCUAUCUGCAAUAAGCAUUUGUUAGUCCUUUAAGGUAUAGCUUUCAAGUGUUCAAACUGAUAGAAUACAUCUCCGUCUUAAUGAAAUAAAACUAAAAUGCAAUGCAGGUCACCUCACAUGUAUAUGAUUUUAAGUGUUCAUUGGCUAUACAAAUGUUUAUUAAACAUCCUGCUGUAUUGCAUGA